GAAGGUAUCAGCUUCUGCUGAUAAACUUACAUCUUCAAGUUCACACUAUAUGAAAUCUUUGAUUUUUUUGGACCUAAGCUUUUGCAAUCUAAGUAUAGUCCCUGAUGCUAUUGGAGAGCUAAGGCAUUUAGAAAGGCUAAAUCUAGAAGGAAACAACUUUGUUUCAUUACCAUCUUCAAUGGGGAGUCUUUACAGUCUAGCAUAUUUAAACUUGACACAUUGCACCAAACUUCAAUCAUUGCCUGACCUCAAAUUGUGUGCUACUUGUUCAUCCGGGGGAAGUUAUUUUAAAAUGAUAUCCGGAACUCAUAAUCAUAGGUCAGGAUUAUAUAUUUAUAACUGCCCCCUCUUAAAGAUUGGAGAAAAAAGUCAAGACUUGGCAGUUUCGUGGCUGCAUAAUUUAGCUCAGAGUCCUCAUCAUUUCCGGGGUGGCUUUGACAUUAUUGUUCCCGGGGAGAAUAUUCCUGACCGGUUUGAUAGAAAAUUUAAGGGACGUGCUAGAGUACGUGUACGAAAUUAUAUGAGAAUGUAUAAAGAUUGGAUUGGAUGCGUCUUUGGUGUGGUAUUUGAGGGGCCAAAGUUUGGUUCUUCACAUCAUUCAGAUUCCUGGGCGCAACACUGUUGUCUAUAUCUUUCUUUUGAAAAUGAAGAAACAGAAGAAACCUUUGACAUACCAAUUCGGUUAGACCUGAACAGUGUUGCUCUCUCAAAUGAAAAACAUACCUGGCUAAUUUAUAUCUCUAGGCCCCACUGCCAUUUCGUGUCAACAGGAGCAACUAUCACAUUCAAAGCUCACAGAGAUCUCAAGUUGUUAAACUCGGGAAUACAAAUGGUAUGGAACAAGGAUUUCUCUAGUACUACAUUAGAGAUGGGGACAAAUAUUUUCAAUGGACCAAAGUUUGUUGGAAAUAAUUAUGCAUCUUUAAGUAGCAGGAGCCGCAGUAGGCCUGAAAUCCAGCUUCCUUAUGAUUGGCGUGAUGCCGAUGAAGAGGAAAAGCCUGAGAUUCAGCUUCGUCAUAAUUUGGGUGUUGCCGAAGAAGAGAAAAGGCCUAGAAUUCAGCUUCCUUAUAAUUGGUAUGUUACUGAGGAAGAUGAAGACGAGAGAAGGGGAGUGAAUGUUCAUCUCUCAAGUAGCAGCCUUACAAGUUUCCAGAGUGGACGUAACUCAUGAUUUGUAUUAAAAAAAAAACCCUCCAUAAUUUAUUUGGUUUAUUUCUGCUAUUUCCUAUACACAUGAAAAAAGUAAUAAAAUAUAGGCAAAAUUGUUUGUGUUU
Lathyrus oleraceus (garden pea) is the source of this 1274-nucleotide messenger RNA. RefSeq lists its product as uncharacterized. Gene Ontology annotation, molecular function: protein binding. The transcript has 2 exons. NCBI's taxonomy places the organism in Eukaryota, Viridiplantae, Streptophyta, Magnoliopsida, Fabales, Fabaceae. The record is from RefSeq and is a predicted model, not a curated record. The coding region runs from base 50 to 1171 and encodes 373 amino acids.